CGUGUAUCAGCACGGCUGCGCGAAACAAACACAACACCAUAUGUGGUGAAUUUGGAUCCGGCUGUGAGCAGACUUCCAUAUGCAGUGGAUAUUGAUAUUCGGGAUACGGUGAAAUACAAGGAAGUAGUAGAUUUUAUCAAGUUGCGUUCGGAGCAACGUCCAUUUUGUCUGGUGGACACACCGGGACAGAUUGAGGCUUUCACGUGGUCCGCUUCUGGUUACAUCAUAACUGAUGCAUUGGCUUCUACCUUCCCAACAAUGAUUGCAUUUGUUGUGGAUUCUGCAUUUUCACUUGUUUUUUCGGCUAUCCUUAAAUUAUUACAUCAUUUUGGGCGCCUUACAAUAUUCUCAGAAUUACUCUGUUUUGAGUAUAUAAAAGACAUUUACAUUUUUUGGCAAACAUUUCAGGUAGUAGAUUUCAUCAAGUUGCGUUCGGAGCAACGUCCAUUCUGUCUUGUGGAUACACCGGGGCAGAUUGAGGCUUUCACGUGGUCCGCUUCUGGAUACAUCAUAACUGAUGCACUGGCUUCUACCUUCCCAACAAUGAUUGCAUUUGUUGUGGAUUCUGUGCGUGCCGCCAAUCCUACAACAUUCAUGUCCAAUAUGCUUUAUGCAUGUUCGAUUCUUUUCCGCACAAAGCUUCCAUUUAUUGUCGUCUUCAACAAGGCAGAUAUUGUAAAGCCAUCGUUUGCAACGAAAUGGAUGGAUGAUUUUGAGAGUUUCCAAGAAGCGCUGGAUCAAAAUUCAUCAUCAUUCGUGACAGAUCUGACGCGAUCACUGAGCCUUGUACUCGAUCAGUUCUAUAAAGACCUAAUUACUGUCUCAGUGUCUUCGUUGACGGGAGAAGGGAUCGAUGAUUUUUUAAAACGAGCCAAAGAUUGCAUACAACAGUAUUUCGAUGUUUAUCGUCCAAUGUAUGAUAAAGUAUUGAAAGAUAAGGCAGAAGCUUUGGCAAAAGAGGCAGCUGAAGGAUUGGAGAAGCUGAGCACGACGGAAGUCAAAGUAUGUGAGGUUGGAGGAGCGGACCUCGAAACUGCGCCAAAAAUCGAGAAAAUUCAUUUGGGAGGAGUUGAAGAAGAAAAUUUAGAAGAUUCAAUGUUACCACGUUAA
This is a messenger RNA of Gongylonema pulchrum, 1110 nucleotides long. Lineage: Eukaryota; Metazoa; Nematoda; Chromadorea; Rhabditida; Gongylonematidae. The record is from the annotation of a GenBank genome assembly.